AUACAAGAGAAAUAAAAUAAUAUUUCAGAAAAUUCCAAGAAGAAGAAUCUCUCUUUGUCCAAAACGAAUAUCUUCUUUCUGUUGUCUUCUUCUCCAUCUCGAGAAGCAAUCUAGUUAUUGUACUUCCGACGCGAUUUUCGAGUUGUCGGGAAAAAAGGAGAGAUGGAGAUCGACAAAGCGAUUAGAGAAAGUGAUGAUAAGAGGUUGAAGACCAAGUACAACAACGCCGUCUUCGUCAUCAAACGACCUCUUUCUCUUUACUCUAUCGAAGAGGUCGCGUUCAGUUUCAAUGGAGGAAAAGAUUCGACUGUGUUACUGCACCUUCUUAGAGCCGGCUACUUUUUGCAUAACAAAGAGAUGAGUUCUUCUAAUGGAGGUCUAUCCAAUUUUCCAGUCAGGACCAUAUACUUCGAGAGCCCUUCUGCCUUCACUGAGAUCAAUGCAUUCACAUAUGAUGCAGCUCAAACUUAUGAUUUGCAACUUGAUAUCAUUCGCCAGGAUUUCAAAUCCGGGUUGGAGGCAUUGUUAAAAGCUAAUCCAAUUAGAGCCAUUUUUCUUGGUGUCCGAAUUGGUGAUCCUACUGCGGUUGGUCAAGAGCAGUUCUCUCCUAGUUCCCCUGGAUGGCCGCCCUUUAUGAGGGUGAAUCCUAUUUUGGAUUGGUCUUAUAGAGAUGUUUGGGCAUUUCUCUUGACUUGCAAGGUCAAGUAUUGCAGUCUUUAUGACCAGGGAUAUACAUCAAUUGGGAGUAUUCAUGAUACUGUUCCCAACGCGUUAUUGUCUGUUAACGACACCAGCAGCAGUAAAGAGAAAUUCAAACCUGCUUAUUUGCUUUCUGAUGGGAGGUUAGAGAGGGCUGGCAGAGUCAAGAAAAAUGCUUCUAUCAAGAAUGACGUUGAUUCACAACAAAAACACGAGGUGCUUUUGGCCUCCGUCAUUGCUGUUGGGGAUGAGAUCCUCUCAGGUCUGGGCACUGUUGAAGACCAUUUAGGACUGUGUUUGUGUAAAAAGCUGACUUCUGUUGGUUGGUCGGUGCAACAAUCUUCUGUUCUUCGGAAUGAUAUAGAUUCUGUAUCCGAAGAAGUUGACCGCCAAAGGUCUGUCUGUGAUAUGGUGUUUAUUUAUGGAGGAGUUGGCCCUUUGCAUUCAGAUGUAACUCUGGCUGGUGUUGCUAGCUUUGGGGUUCGCCUGGCACCUGAUGAAGAAUUUGAGGAGUACCUUAGGCAUCUUAUCAGCGAGCAGUGCACAGGUGACAGGAAUGAAAUGGCUCAGUUACCGGAAGGAAUUACUGAGCUGCUGCAUCAUGAAAAUCUUUCAUUGCCAUUGAUCAAAUGCCGCAAUGUGAUUGUUCUUGCUGCAACAAACACUGAGGAGCUCGAGGAGGAGUGGGAAUGUCUGACCGAGCUAACUAAAUUGGGUGGAAGUACAUCACUCAUAGAGCUAUACGCGUCAAGGCGCUUGAUCACAUCUUCUCUGACAGAUGUUGAAGUUGCAGAACCUCUGACCAAACUUGGUCUCGAGUUCCCAGACAUAUACCUUGGGUGUUACCGGAAAUCCAGACAAGGUCCUAUCAUCAUCUCCUUGAAGGGAAAGGAUAAUGCACGGAUUGACUCAGCUGUAGAGGCUCUAUGCAAGAGGUUCAAGGAAGGUGUAUUCGUAGACAUGAAAUAGAUACAUCCCCAUACAUGUACAACAUUAAUUUCAAACGGUUCAAAUUGAUAAUAUAAAACACACCUCCACCUUAUUAUCUGAAGAAGCAGAGUUUGUCACUAAUAAACAGAGAAGCAAAAACGGAAACUCUGGGAAAUGGAGGACAAGUGUUAGUUUUUAGGGUUUAAGACAGCAGCCGGUUAGGGUUUUACACUUUCUUUUAACAAUGUCUCAGCUUUUGAGUCGACUCUCUAGGCUCUCAUCAUCAUCAUCACAUGGACUCACUGAGUUACGGCGGCGGCUGUCAACGGCGGCCACGCCGUAUCUUCUUUCCAAGGAGACCAUCAGCAAGAAGGCUAAGAGACCAUUUGAUGGCUCAUUUUUGGUGGACAUGAACUUGUACGAUCCGACAAGAGUUUCCCUAACUCUGACGACAUCCCCAAGAGCAGACAAGAUGAGGUUGUCUCAUAUUACAAGUCUCAAAACCUGGUCGAGUCACCUUCUGGGGACCACUUCAUUGUUCAUUGAGUCUUGUCCUUUCAAAGGUGCUACGAGCUUUUUCCAGGAGAAAGAGUGGAGUCUCAGAAGAAGACACCUCCCUCUGGAAACUCCUCCUACAGGAAGAAGCCCAAGAGUUUUAGGGUGUUUAGGCAAGACCCUGAGCGAAAGAUCAGUUCAUACACUGAAGACAUUGGAGAUCUCUGCAUCUUUGUAGGCGGGAGUGAGUCCUUUUGCGUCUCUGCAACCGAGUAUCCUGGACUUAAGCCUAAUUCAGUCUAUUAUGCAGGCUAUUCCACAGGUUUCGGUUUCUACGACCUCUCCUCCAACACUCUCCAUGAUCUCACCCAUGAGGCCGUUGCAUCCAGCGAGUACAUGUGGCUUGCCCCUCUCCAGUGAACCAACAAAAAAAAAAAAAGCUUUAUGUAUUGGUUUUUGUAAUAUAGCAAUCCUCUCAUAGACUUUUUUUUGCUUUAGCUUCUUGCAACUUAAAACAUCCUUUUGUUAACAAAUAUGAGAUAGAAACACAGUCAAGAUUCAGCCUACA
Messenger RNA from Raphanus sativus (radish), 2692 nucleotides. RefSeq lists its product as uncharacterized. Gene Ontology annotation, molecular function: FMN adenylyltransferase activity. Lineage: Eukaryota; Viridiplantae; Streptophyta; Magnoliopsida; Brassicales; Brassicaceae. The record is from RefSeq and is a predicted model, not a curated record. Gene Ontology annotation, biological process: FAD biosynthetic process.